UGGAAAACGACCGAAAGCUAAAAGGACAGCUCCCGCGCUCCCCGAGGCCUUUCCCCAUACGCAGUUCCGGUCACGUGGCGGCGCGGCCCGGCCCGCAGCUCCCAGAAGCCCGCGCGCGCCGCCGGCGGUUCGGCUGCUUCCUCUUGGGCGACCGGCGCGGCCAUGGAGAGCCAACCGCCCCCGGUGGAGGAGCGGCGGCGGCUGCGGGAGGAACUGAACGAGUUCGUGGAGAGCUGCUGCCGUACGCUGGAGGAGGUGACGGCGUCCCUGGGCUGGAGCCUGGAUCGGCUGGACCCGGGAGAGCAGGUGGCGGAGGAGGGUAAAGUUGUGAUAUGCCCUUAUGAUUCCAAUCAUCAUAUGCCCAAAUCAUCUUUAGCAAAGCACAUGGUAUCUUGCAGACUGAGGAAACUGGGCUAUACCAAAGAAGAAGAGGAUAAAAUGUAUAAUUCUGAAUUUUUCUAUGAGAAUAUGAAGAUACCUUCGAUUACUUUGAAUAAGGACUCACAAUUCCAGAUAAUUAAACAAGCUAGAACUGCAGUUGGAAAAGAUGGUGAUUGUUAUAAUCAAAGGAUUUAUUCUUCAUUGCCUGUUGAAGUUCCUCUGAAUCACAAACGGUUUGUUUGUGAUCUAACCCAAGCUGAUCGUCUCGCCCUCUAUGAUUUUGUAAUCGAGGAAACAAAGAAAAAGCUCUCUGAUACUCAGAUUAUUGAAAAUGACAGUGAUCUCUUUGUAGACUUGGCUGCCAAAGUCAAUCAAGAUAAUAGUCGGAAAAGUCCAAAAUCUUACCUUGAAAUCCUGGCAGAAGUGAGAGAUUAUAAAAGAAGACGCCAGUCCUACAGAGCUAAGAAUGUUCACAUAACCAAGAAGUCAUAUACUGAGGUGAUUCGGGAUGUGAUAAAUGUGCACAUGGAGGAACUCAGUAGUCAAUGGCAAGAAGAGCUGGAAAAAGCAGAGGAUGAUGCCAAAAAGAAUGAAGAAAGACGAUCAGCUUCAGUAGAUUCCCGACAGUCUGGUGAAAGCUAUUUGGAUGCUGAGUGUUCACGACAUAGAAGAGAUCGGAGCAGGAGCCCACAUAGACGAAAAAGAAAUAAAGAUAAGGAUAAAAACUGGGACUCAAGAAGAAAGAAAGAGAGGGAUGGGGAAAGACAUCAUAGUCAUAAAAGAAGAAAGCAAAAAGUAUAAAAGUAUUUAUGCAUGUAAUAAUUAUGCUUAUGCCAUGGUAACCAAGAUACCACUGUUUUAAUUAAUUGAUUUGAGUAGGAGAAUGUGUUUAUAUGACUUGUUUUAAUGCUCAGAUCAUUAUUUUUCAACAAUUAGUUCUCAAAGCAUGAGUAUACUGUUAUGCCGUAUAGCCUUGUUUUCCUUUUGUGUUAAUAAAUGAUUGUUUCCUGUUA
This is a messenger RNA of Manis pentadactyla (Chinese pangolin), 1394 nucleotides long. It is a transcript of the gene SNRNP48, whose product is annotated as small nuclear ribonucleoprotein U11/U12 subunit 48. NCBI's taxonomy places the organism in Eukaryota, Metazoa, Chordata, Mammalia, Pholidota, Manidae. Gene Ontology annotation, cellular component: cytosol; nucleoplasm; U12-type spliceosomal complex. The transcript has 9 exons. The coding region runs from base 163 to 1182 and encodes 339 amino acids. The record is from RefSeq and is a predicted model, not a curated record.